Molecule: messenger RNA, 714 nt
Organism: Sclerotinia borealis F-4128
Lineage: Eukaryota; Fungi; Ascomycota; Leotiomycetes; Helotiales; Sclerotiniaceae
Source: the annotation of a GenBank genome assembly
AUGUGUUAUACUCAAAACUUUGAGCAGCGAUGGCAAUCCACUUUAACAUCGUACACACUUUGCGACUUAACAAAACACACCGACAAACUCAUUGCCGACUCAUCUAUUGCUGGGGAGCUGGCCAACACAAUGCCGAAGAGAUAUCUUACGGGACUAUGGGAUGUUAAUAUACAAUAUCAAAUGACUUGGAUAACUGUAAAGGGGCGUACCACCCUACCAAGAAAUCGAGUCGGGGAUGCUGAUUUUGUCAAAGCUGGAUGGUCGAGAGUGCGUGGAAGUUUAAAUCGCGUCAAGGCGACUAAGACAACGGCACCGAGUUGGAAUCCUUGGGAGAAGAGCACGAGUCUUACGGAUGAAGUGACGGGGCUAGAUUUGAUUAAAUCGAGGAAGGGCAUUGAACAGUUGGUAUGGGUACCAAUGUUAGUCUCAUUCGAUAACAGUGUGUCAUGUCAAUGUCUCUACUUGACAGAGGUAAAAGCUCCAGAUCAAUCCGGAGAUGAUGGCAAGUUUGUAAAACCGGGCGAGAAGAUAUAUAGGAGAGUUGGAAGUGGAACUUUCGGUCGGAUCACAAAUAUGUUACGGCAAGACAAGUUACUUUUGGAAUUAGGCACCUAUCCUAAAAUUCCAGUAGAAGCUGAGCAACUUGACGCGCAGGUAAUGGCAAAUGGGUUCCAAAGAAAUGAGAAUGGCUUUCAGGAGUUUGUUUUCAUUUGA